AUGUAACCUUAUAAAAGAGUUUGUGUAUAAGAAUCAAAUAUCCCCUAUUCAUUUAGUGAACAAAAUGAGAAAAUUGGUAUUGACUACUCAAAUUUCAUCUAACAAAUGGAAGGACCUUAUCAUUAGCUUUAUGAACCAAUAGAUAAAUAAUUAAUAGGAGCAGGCGGAUAGGGUUGUGUUAUCAAAGUGAGAUGCAAAUUGAAUAAUGAGGUUCGGGCUAUGAAAGUCAUAAAAAAAAUCAAUGAGGAUAAAAAUGAAAAUUUCAGAAAGGAAUUUCAAAACCUUAAGCUGUAUAUCGAGUUCUUAAUUUAGAUUAGAUCACCCUAAUAUAUUGAAGCUUUAUCAUAGUUUUGAGGAUGAUCAGAAAUUUUACAUUAUUUCGGAACUCUGUGAAGGAGGAACCUUAUCUCAAUAUAUUGAUGAACAUUAUCCACUUAAAGAAGCUGAAGUUCUGAAAAUUAUGAAGUAAUUAAUUGGUUCCAUAAAUUUUGCUCAUAAGAAGAAUUUAGUUCACAGAGAUAUCAAACCUGAGAAUAUCCUAAUCGAUGACGAAGUGGCCACUUCAAUCAAGCUUAUCGAUUGGGGUUUCUCGGGGAUGAUUUAAAAAUAUGAAAAAUUAAGUCUUAAAUGUGGUACUAUCCAUUUUGUGGCUCCAGAAGUAAUGGAGGAAUCUUAUGACUAAAAAUGCGAUAUAUGGUCUUGUGGAGUUGUCCUUUACAUACUGUUAUGCAAUGAUCCUCCCUUUCAAGGAACCGAUUCAAAAGAAAUCCUAUUUAAUAUCAAAAAUUAAAGCAUAGAAUUCAGGUAUACUAUCCUAUUGAAUAGAGAUAUUAAUCCUGGAAAUAAUAUAGUACCCUCGUUAAGGAUUUAUUGAAAAGGAUGUUGGAGAAAAACCCAGAGUUGAGACCUAAUGCAUAAUAAGUUCUUGAGGAUCCAUGGUUUGAAAGGUAUAGUUCGUUUAUAUUAUAUUAGUCAUUCAUCCGAAUAAAUACUUUCUUAGGAUUUUAAGGAGAGUAUGUUAUAAUUUAAUGGAUAUACUGAAGGUUAGGGCAAUAAUUUAACGCAGAGCAGAUUUUUAUAAGCCAUAGUUUUAUUUAUUGCCACUGAAUUAGUUCAUAAGGACGAUAAAAAGGUGUUGAAUCAAAUAUUUCGAAAGAUUGAUAAGGACAACAAUGGUAUUAUAUAUCAUUUGAAAUCAUUAGGAACCAUCUCAAAAGAUGAACUGAAAAUAGCACUACUAUAAAUAUAUUCAAAAAAUUAAGUUGAUGAGAAAGUUGAUAAAAUAUUCGACUUUUUGGAUGUCAAUCAAAGUGGUUCCUUAGAUUUCAGUGAAUUUGUAGCGGCAACUUGUAAAUUGUAAGAUAUAGAUGGUAUUUUAAUGAAUUAAGUAAUUAAGAUAAAAUAAGGGUGGCAUUUGAUGUAUUAGACAAGAAUAAGGAUGGGUAUAUCACUCUAGAUGAGUUAUUUAGAUUUAUUGGGAGAGAGGAUUGUGACAAUGAUUGUAAAGAAAUCUUUAAUCAAUUUGAUCAGAAUGGAGAUGAUAAAAUAAGUUUUGUUGAAUUCUCUUAGACUGUUUAAAAAUACGUUAACAUAUGUAAAUAGAUUUAAUAUUGA
Messenger RNA from Paramecium octaurelia, 1614 nucleotides. Lineage: Eukaryota; Ciliophora; Oligohymenophorea; Peniculida; Parameciidae. The record is from the annotation of a GenBank genome assembly.